This is a messenger RNA of Micropterus dolomieu (smallmouth bass), 2224 nucleotides long. RefSeq names its product smoothelin-like protein 2. The transcript has 13 exons. Gene Ontology annotation, biological process: actin cytoskeleton organization. Gene Ontology annotation, molecular function: protein binding. The record is from RefSeq and is a predicted model, not a curated record. Lineage: Eukaryota; Metazoa; Chordata; Actinopteri; Centrarchiformes; Centrarchidae. Bases 1 to 1947 code for a protein of 648 amino acids. Gene Ontology annotation, cellular component: microtubule organizing center; filamentous actin.
AUGGAAGCCACAGAGGGUGUUCAGGAGGCAAUGGUAAGCGAGGCUCUGACUCAGUUCAGGGCCACCUUGCAAGCUGCCAUAAGGGAGGUGCAUGUGGACGUAAGUGCUUUCAAGCAGCGCAUAGAACAGAGGAUUGAGGAGCUGUGCAUUUCCAAUGGACCCUUGGCUGGGGCGGUGACCAGACUGCAGGAGGAGAACCUGCAGCUCAGGGCAAAGCUGGAGGCCCUCAGCUGCCUGGUGGAGGGUCUCGCCGGGGUAAAGAUCGAGAGGGGUCCUGCUGAAGUGAAGGUGAAGAACGUGGGGGAUAGUAUAGAGAACGGACAUGCACUGAUACUGCCCAAGACCCAGGAAGACCAGAGAAGUCUGGUUAACUCUGGAAGAUCAGAGAACAGCCAGUCAAGUCAGUCUACUUCCACAUACUCUGAAACAUCAGGGUCAAGUGGAGAAUCAAGCCAUGCUGCUGCUGCUCCCAGCAACACCCCAGCCCCUCCUCCAUGGAGAGCAAAGAGACAUGCUGAAAUUAACGGUACUGAUACAAAAGGAGAGACAAAUGUUACCACGUCUGCACAAGAGAAUGGGAACCAAGAAAGCUCAUCAGUGGACUCUGAUGCAGCGCAAACUGUUGAACCUGUUCCCCAUUCCCACCGGCCUCUCACCUCCAUCACGAAACCAAACCCAGAGCCGUCAGCCAAAACUAACUCUCUUCAUUCACCUGUGGAAACCCCCAAUGUGCCUGACCAGGAAGAAUUGGGUCUUCUGACCAAACCGCAUCAUCCCCUCACUGCAAUGACAAAAGCCAGCUCCGAAGCUCCAGCUGUUCCACAGUCUACUGCCUCUGGAUCAUCAGUAGAGUCUCCUGCUAAAUGUGAUGCUGAUGAACCCCAGCCCCAUCUUCCUGUCACUGCCAUGAAGACAAAACCCAGUCCAGAAGGUUUGAUUGCCACCAAACCUGCCCAGUGUCCAGCAUCAGUGCCUAAAGCAGCUGGUCAUUCUACAGCAGAAGCUCCAACAGGGGAAGCAGGCACAUCUGGAACAAAGGAGCCGUCAGGCUCUGUAUCACAGGCGUUGGCCCACCUUCCUCUCACAGCUGUUUCAAAAAGCAGCUCUGAGACUUCAAUCUCAGAAUCCCCGACAAUGAAGCCAGGCGGAUAUCCAUUUAGACGCGAUAUCACUGAACCCAAGCCACACUUGGCUCUCUCUGCCUUGACCACAUCCAGCACAGAGUCUUCAUCAACAGCUCAGUCGCCAAGACUUUCGUCAUCACAAGAAACCGCAUUAAAACCUGGGGAAUAUCCCUUUAAGCGUGUACCAAUUCUCAAGACACCCAGUCCCAGUCUAAAGAGAAGCGUGAGCUUUCCUCAACCUGCAGAAAAACUGCUUCCCUCCAAAUCAAUCAUAAAAUCUGGUUUCUCACCUAAUUUGGACAAGAAAGCGAACAAGGCAGGGGGGGUUGAGUUUAAGCAGGAUGUGAUGAAAUCACAAACGCUUCCACGCUCAAAUGGAGCUCAGGCCAAACGGGCCCUCUUUGAGAGGAUGAACUCAGAGCCUACAAAACCAAAGGAUUCAAAGCCUAAACUGAAGCGCUCUCAGAGUUUUGGUGUGUCCAGUGCCAGCGGCAUAAAACAGAUUCUCUUGGAGUGGUGCCGCUCAAAAACCAUUGGCUAUCAGAACAUAGAUAUCCAGAACUUCUCUUCCAGCUGGAGUGAUGGGAUGGCCUUUUGUGCUCUGGUCCACUCUUUUUUCCCUCUGGAGUUUGAUUACAACACGCUGCAACCGGCAAACCGCAAACACAACCUUGAGCUGGCCUUCACCACCGCAGAGGUGCAGGCUGACUGUCUCCGUCUGAUCGAGGUGGAGGACAUGAUGAUGAUGGGGGACAAGCCAGACCCCAUGUGUGUGUUUACAUACGUCCAGUCCCUCUACAACCACUUAAAGAAGUUUGAAUAACUCAAGUGUUCACUCUUGAUUGAAUCACAUAAACGACAACUUUAGUGUGUGACAAAUGUCUUCUCUGCCAAAUCCUAAAUAUGUUGAUCAGUUUUAUACUGUAUGUGUGUAUUCACCCCAUAUUCUCAAGAAUUUAUAGUGCAUCGACACUGAUUCUUAAAAUUUCUUUUGAAAUGUAAUGUGUGUGGCUUUAAUGUUGCUGUAUUUACAAAAGGGAGGAAGAUUAAGAGAGACAAAAAGACAAAUAAGGUCAAGAGGUGGAGUGCAAGUCUGUAAA